AUGGGGCGCUGCGGUGACGUCGGCCCGGCCCGCUUUCUCGGCCGCUGCCCGCGAAACCCCACCGCCGGCGGAGAGAACGACCCCGUGGCCGCCCCCGACCCCCCCCCCAGCUCGGCCCUACCCGAGGCUCCCACCCGAGCAGCCGCGCUCGCGCUGCCCCGAGAGCCCGCUCGGUGCCCCUCACCCGCCCACCGCCCCCUCUCUCUUGCAGGCGUGGGGCAGAGCCGCCAGCGGCUCGUGCGCACGGGCAUCUCGCUGGUGGUGCUGGGCCACUUGACCUUGGUCCUGGGUGCCAUCGUCCACGGCGCCGUCCUGCGCCACGUGGCCCGGCCCGGCCGCGCCAUCACCUCCGAGUACGCCGUGGCCAACGUCGUCGCGGUGCUCUCGGGCUUGUUGAGCAUUGCGACGGGCGUGUUGGCCAUCCUGCUGUCUCGGAGCGGCUCCCCGCGCGCCUUGCCCUGGGUCAUGCUCUUUGCUGCCCUGGCCAACAGCCUGGUCUCGGGGGCUUGCUGCGUGGGCCUGCUCCUUGCCAUCUCGCUCACCGUGGCCAGCAGUGGCCGCCUCCUGCUCCUGGGUUGCAACAGCUCUGCCCUGCCCCGCGAUGCCCGCAGCGUGAUGACCAACGAGUGCCCUUUUGACACCACCCGGAUCUAUGACACCACCCUGGUCCUCUGGCUUCCUUCCCUGGUGAUGGCCGCCAUGGAGGCUGGCUUGUCUGCCUGGUGCUGCAUGGCGUCGCUCUCGCUUCGUGGGAUCAGGGCCUCUGCAGUCCCCUGCCAGGAGGCUUUGCUCCCUCCCCCCGACCUGAAGCAGCUGCAGAAAGCAGGGCCUGCCUUUGCCCUCGAAGCAGCGCCCUGCUUCAAAGAGAACCGUACCGGCCAAGGAGCGCAAGCGGGCCUGCUACUGCCAGCAGUGUGGGGAGGCCCCCAGCUGGCCUCAGCGUGGCCUUUCCUGGCCCGGCCUCCUGGCCUGGGCCUGAGCAGGGCCGUGCUGCCCCACUGCCCUGGGCCGCUCUGCACACGGGAGCCCUUUGGAGUCUGA
Elgaria multicarinata webbii is the source of this 1041-nucleotide messenger RNA. RefSeq names its product keratinocyte associated protein 3 (gene KRTCAP3). NCBI's taxonomy places the organism in Eukaryota, Metazoa, Chordata, Lepidosauria, Squamata, Anguidae. Bases 1 to 1041 code for a protein of 346 amino acids. The record is from RefSeq and is a predicted model, not a curated record. The transcript is spliced from 8 exons.